AAAACAGACCUACAUUUCUUGACUAAUAUAUACAUAUAUCUGCUUUAUUCCACUGCAUUUCAAACCGCUGAAUCUCUUCGUAAACCCAGAUAUGGAUCCAGAAGCGGUGGAUAUAACACCGCCACCACCGCAUAAACAAGCUGCUGAAACUCUCCGAGCAGCUAUAUGGAUGCUAUCGGUAGUAAUAUUACUUGGUUAUUUCAGUCUGCUGAUUAUAAUGCCUACUAAUUUAUACUGGCGCCACUGGUAUGACAAAAUUAACGACAACGUUAAUUCUACUUAUCUUGGAAAACAAGGUCAGCCAUUUUUGCUCUACUUUUUUCCGCUUCUUUUUGUUGCUGUAUUGGGUUGUGUUUAUCUCUAUCUGGGGAAGAUUUUAAAUGCUAAUACAUGGCAAAGCAAAAAUGGCAGAAAAUAUCAGUUGGCGGCGGUGAAGAAGCCUAUGGUAGUAAAAGGUCCACUAGGGAUAGUUUCGGGAAUUGAAUUGGCUUUCUUGUUAAUGUUCAUUGCACUGCUGAUUUGGACUUUAUCAACUUAUAUGCAUGAUAGCUUCUCUACUAUUACUCCAGAGUUUGCUGCAACUAAACAUGAGAAAAUAUGGGAGGCUAAAUUGGAGAGCACAUCGUUUCUGUUGAGCUUGGCUGGGAAUUUAUGUUUGACAUUUCUGUUUUUUCCGGUGGUUCGAGGGUCAUCGGUGCUGCCAUUGUUUGGGUUGACGGCGGAGGGCAGCAUUAAGUACCAUAUAUGGAUAGGUCAUUUGAUGAUGGUGUUUUUUACUGCUCAUGGAGUUGGUUAUAUCAUCUACUGGGCUAUAACUAACCAGAUUUCAGAGGUGCUGAAAUGGGAAAAAACACACGUAUCAAAUGUGGCCGGAGAGAUAUCAUUAGUAGCUGGGCUGGGCCUUUGGGCCACAACCUUCCCUCGCAUAAGGCAAAAAAUGUUUGAGCUCUUCUUUUACACUCAUCAUCUCUAUAUACUCUUCAUACUUUUCUUCAUACUACAUAUUUCUGUUGGCUACUCCUGUAUUAUGAUGCUCCCUGGAUUUUACCUCUUCUUCAUCGAUCGGUACUUACGAUUCCUGCAAUCAAGAACCGGUGUUCGCAUAGUUUCGGCCCGUAUUUUGCCAUGUGAUACUUUGGAAAUCAACUUCUCUAAAAGCCCUGGUUUAAGUUAUAAUCCGACGAGCAUUCUGUUCUUGAAUGUGCCUAGUGUUUCUAAAUUUCAGUGGCAUCCUUUCACUAUAAAUUCAAAUAGUAACUUGGAACCUGAAACAUUGAGUGUUGUCAUUAAAAGUGAAGGAAGUUGGUCCAAGAAACUAUACCAAAUGCUUUCUUCAUCUUCUCCGAUAGACCGUCUCGAAGUUUCAGUUGAAGGACCUUAUGGACCUGCUUCAACUCAUUUUCUCAGGCAUGAUACACUCGUGAUGGUGAGUGGAGGCAGCGGCAUUACGCCUUUCAUAUCUAUAAUACGAGAACUUAUCUAUGUGAGCAGAGAAUACAAGUGCAUGAUUCCAAAAGUAAUCCUAAUUUGCUCAUUCAAGAACUCUUCAGACCUCACCAUGAUAGACCUUCUCCUUCCAAUAUCUGGAACCCCAUCCGAAUUUUCCAAUCUGCAGCUUAAGGUCGAGGCUUACGUUACUAGAGAGAAAGAGCCUGCACUUGAUAAUUCGAAGCUCAUUCAAACUAUAUGGUUCAAGCCCCACCCAACAGAUUUGCCAGUUUCUGCUAUUUUAGGCCCUAACAGCUGGCUAUGGCUUGCCGCAAUUAUAUCAUCUUCUGUCAUCAUUUUCCUCAUCAUAAUUGGCCUAAUCAACAGAUAUUACAUUUAUCCUAUCGAUCACAACACCGGGAAGGUUUUCUCACACUCUCUAAAGUCUGUUCUUGAUAUAUUAGCGAUAAGCAUAUGCAUAGCUGCAACAGCAAGUGCAGCUGUUUUUUGGAACAAGAAACAGAAUGAAAGGGAAGCAAAGAAGAUUAAGAUCGUUGAAGGGUCACCGGAGUCUCGGUUAUAUAAUAAUGGUGACAGGGAAUUGGAAAGUCUACCUCACCAGUCUCUUGUCCAGAAUACUAAUGUGCAGUAUGGUAAAAGACCUGAUCUAAAGAAAUUGCUAUUUGAAUACAAAGGAUCAAGCGGGUCAAGCGUGGGGGUUCUUGUUUGCGGACCAAAGAAGAUGAGACAUGAUGUAGCAACUAUAUGUUCAUCGGGAUUGGCCGAUAAUUUGCACUUCGAAUUCAUCAGCUUCAGCUGGUGAUACAUCAUCUUCGUUAUAAGGUUUACAGUUGGCUCAACCACAACUGUCACAUAUUGUACUUCUACAAGCACUUUCAAGCAGGCAUUAGAUUUCUGUACAUGUAAAUUGUUACACAAAAAGAAUACAAAAAUAGCAUUGCCUUAAA
This is a messenger RNA of Mercurialis annua (annual mercury), 2396 nucleotides long. RefSeq names its product ferric reduction oxidase 2-like. NCBI's taxonomy places the organism in Eukaryota, Viridiplantae, Streptophyta, Magnoliopsida, Malpighiales, Euphorbiaceae. Gene Ontology annotation, cellular component: plasma membrane. The coding region runs from base 92 to 2251 and encodes 719 amino acids. The transcript is spliced from 8 exons. Gene Ontology annotation, molecular function: oxidoreductase activity. The record is from RefSeq and is a predicted model, not a curated record.